Messenger RNA from Ananas comosus (pineapple), 941 nucleotides. RefSeq names its product vesicle-associated membrane protein 711-like. Bases 1 to 672 code for a protein of 223 amino acids. The record is from RefSeq and is a predicted model, not a curated record. Gene Ontology annotation, biological process: vesicle-mediated transport. The transcript is spliced from 4 exons. Gene Ontology annotation, cellular component: membrane. NCBI's taxonomy places the organism in Eukaryota, Viridiplantae, Streptophyta, Magnoliopsida, Poales, Bromeliaceae.
AUGGCGAUCCUGUACGCGUUGGUGGCGCGGGGGACGGUGGUGUUGGCGGAGUUUAGCGCGGCGCAGGGCAACGCGGCGGCGAUCGCGCGGCAGAUCCUGGAGAAGCUCCCCUCCGGCGACGGCGCCGGCGAUAGCCACGUGUCGUACUCGCAGGACCGCUACGUGUUCCACGUGAAGCGCACCGAUGGGAUCACCGUCCUCUGCAUGGCCGACGACACCGCGGGGCGGAGAAUUCCCUUUGCAUUUCUGGAGGACAUUCACGGAAGAUUCGUGAAGACAUAUGGUCGCGCUUGUCAUACAGCUCUUGCAUAUGCGAUGAAUGAUGAAUUCUCAAGGGUUUUGAGUCAGCAGAUGGACUAUUAUUCAAACGACCCCAAUGCAGAUAGAGUAAAUCGCAUUAGAGGCGAAAUGAGUCAGGUGCGUAAUGUCAUGAUUGAAAAUAUUGACAAAGUCCUGGAAAGAGGAGAUAGAUUGGAACUGCUAGUCGAUAAGACUGCGCAGAUGCAAGGGAAGACGAUCCGCUUCAGAAAACAGGCUCGCCGCUUCAGGAACACGGUGUGGUGGAGAAAUGUUAAGCUCACCAUCGCGGUGAUUAUCCUCCUCUUGAUAAUCAUUUAUGUCAUUCUUGUUUUCGUUUGCCACGGCAUCACUCUUCCGUCCUGCAUUAGGUAAGUUAUGGUUUGUGCUCCGGUACGAGUUUGCGAAGCGAUACUAUUUCUUUUGUGGCUUUUGUGUCAGUGAAGAACAUAAUAUUUUGUAUUGUUUCAUUGUUUCGGGUCGGAAAAUGUUAUCUGUAUCUGCAUUCUAUUCCAUCUUGUCGAUUGGGUUUGUUACUAAAUUGAUUUAAGUUUUCCGUCGCACUUCAGUAUGUGCAUGACCAGCUAAACCAUGCUAUUUUUGAUGCGUGUGAUGAACAGAAAAUAAAGAGAACUAGGAACCAA